This is a messenger RNA of Pungitius pungitius (ninespine stickleback), 1830 nucleotides long. RefSeq names its product kazrin-A-like. NCBI's taxonomy places the organism in Eukaryota, Metazoa, Chordata, Actinopteri, Perciformes, Gasterosteidae. Gene Ontology annotation, molecular function: protein binding. The record is from RefSeq and is a predicted model, not a curated record. The coding region runs from base 214 to 1077 and encodes 287 amino acids. The transcript is spliced from 6 exons.
ACGAGAUGCACGUGCACUCAGUUUUGCGUUUCUUCUUAAAUGAAUGUUCACUGUUGCAAAUGUAGUCAUUACCAGUAAUGUAACUUGUUGUAUUUGAAUCCACCUGGUGUUUAUCUGUAGAACACUUAGUGUCUAAACAGUAUCAGUGUUUGGCAGGUGUUACUUGGACUAACAGAUGAAGACCUGGAGCUGGGUUUAGGUGUCAGCAGUUUAAUGCAUCGCCGUAAACUCCGCCUGGCCAUUGAGGAUUACAGAGAUGCUGAGAAUGGAAGAGGGCUUUCCAAGGCUGCAGACAUGGACCACCACUGGGUGGCCAAGGCCUGGCUAAGCGACGUGGGCUUGCCGCAGUACUCGCAGGCCUUUCACAACCACUUGGUAGACGGGCGUCUGCUGAACUCUCUGACCCGCCGCGACCUUGAACGCCACCUCAACAUCACCAAGACGUUCCACCAGGUCAGCUUGCUGCUGGGCAUCGAACUGCUGCACUUACUCAAUUUCGACAAGGAGGCGCUGCAGGCUCGUCGGGUCCAGUGUGAGCACCAGAACGUGGAUCCAUUGGUGUGGACCUCUCACCGGGUGAUGAAAUGGAUCAAGGAUAUUGACUUGAAGGAGUUUGCUGAAAGUCUUCUAAGCAGCGGCGUUCACGGCGCUGUCAUGGUGCUUGACCCCACUUUCAACAUUGACGCCAUGGCAACAGCUCUGGGGAUACCUAGCAACAAGCACAUGAUUCGCCGACACCUUGUGGAGGAGAUGAAAACCUUGAUUGGCCCGGCCAGGGCGGAUACCAAGCAGGACUACGAGCACCUGGGCCUGGGAACACCACCACCCCUCCUACGCCAGAACUCGGCGGGGAGACCGCCCAGCUCCACCGGUCGCCACACGGAUGACGAAGGCUCGCUGAGGAGGAGGGCUGUGAAGCCUCCGACAGGCUUCAGCCCCAAGACCCGCAAUGGGCGAGACUUGAGUUGCCAUAGCAGCAACGGCUCCCUGCCGCGGGAUGUUCGGGACCAGACUCCGCCCAGAUCUGAGGGAAGCCCGAUCCACGGCUACACCAGCAUCGAGGUCACCAACGUUUGAGGUCAUCGCAGUGUGACCAACACCCAGUUGUGAGCUUUGUCACUACUGAAUCUGCACCCUGGCCAUUUGUUGUGUGUACAUGAACAUGAGGUGGUUCUUUUCUCUAGACAUGACAACUUUCAAGACAUAUUGCACUUUUAAAAACAAGACAGGAUUCUUUUUUACAAGUCUCCUGGUUUAAGAAUAUUUGUAUUGUGUAUUGUGUCAUAUUUUGAUGUUUGAGGGGGCAGGGAUGUCUCUCGCCUGAAUCCAGAGAUGCAGGACGCAAGCUGAAUGAGUAUUUUUCUAUUCUUUUGUGUAAAUGGUUCUCUGUGAAUCAGGAUUUGACAUGGCAAUUUGUUUUUGUUGACUGUUUGCUAGUGAUUGUCUCUUUUUGAGGAAAAUGAGAUGUGGUGGUUUGUAUAAUACGGGGUACUGGAUGAUACAAUGAAAAAAAAAGUUUAAUAUGAAUAUAAAUUGUUUUGGUUUCAUGCAGUCCUGCUGUUCGUAAUGCCUUGUCAGUGUAGCUGAGGACAGUGGAGAAAAAAAAGACUUGAAUUGAAUUUUAAAUUCUAGAGUUAAUGUUUGAUAGCCUUUUUUUCAUCAUAACACAGUUGUGUCUAAACAAAUGUAGCACCCUCUUCUGAUGUUUUAUACUGUGAAGAAAAUGUGGGAAAAAUAUUUGAACAAUGGCAACUAAAUAUGACUGCAGAGCGGUAUGGAGCCUCAGGGCUGAAAGAUGUGGUGAUGCAUAUAUGUAAGAAUGAAUUAAUA